Peromyscus eremicus (cactus mouse) is the source of this 1186-nucleotide messenger RNA. RefSeq names its product chromosome 17 C13orf46 homolog (gene C17H13orf46). Bases 112 to 888 code for a protein of 258 amino acids. The transcript is spliced from 9 exons. NCBI's taxonomy places the organism in Eukaryota, Metazoa, Chordata, Mammalia, Rodentia, Cricetidae. The record is from RefSeq and is a predicted model, not a curated record.
ACUGAGCAUGCUCUGGACCACUUCGCUGGAGGAGAGAAAGGGAGAGAGGUUGGCAGAGAUGCCUUUGGUCUGAGGCUGCGCUGGUGGCUCCCUCCUCCCCUCUGGGUCAGGAUGGAAAAGGAUCCCCCCAUUCACAGGAGGCACCGGCCUGGUCCUGGAGCCCUGCCUUCAGGAAUAACCCCUGGAUACCUCAAGGUGGCCAGUGAGGGGGCUGAACUCCAGAGGAGCAGGAGUGUGGGUGGCUUGCACCAGAAGGGGGAUCCACCAGUCUGCAUCAGGAAACUACUACGUAAGGAGCUAGACUCUGAGGAUCCAAGAAAUGACACUGAUGACAUCAUCUGUCAGGUGAGCCUAGAGGAAGACAGAAAGAAAAAGAACCAGGAUGAGCCCGGAAAACUGGACCCAAAGUGUGGGAAAACAGAGCCAGAGAAGAGCAGCUCAGAGGCCAGCACCACAGAACAAGAUGAUGCCGGCAAAGGAAGAUGUACCUCAGUGGCCGAGGGACAAGAGCCAGAGUCCAUGAAGCUGAAUAACCUUCUAGAAAAACAGAAACCAUCUGUGUUUGUGGAGAUCGACCUGGGAGACCAUAUUGAAGAGGAGGUGGUCACCUGUGCCGUGAGAGAAGAGAAGAGGCUUCCAGUGGACACAGGGGACUUGUCAGAGGAUGAGACAAGGACCAGCUGGGUAUGCUGCAUCCCCUAUUCUACAAAGAAGAAGGCGAAGGAAGCUACCAGUGCUUUGGAGAAGGGCCAGAGUGACAGCAGCCAACGGAGACCCACGGCAGGGACCCUCCUCCAAUCCAAGGCCAAUCACAGUCCUAGGCACCAACUAUGCGGGACCAACGGGCAUGCCACCCCACCGGUGUCACAGAAUGUAAGCUCCAGCUAAUCGCUCACUAAAGGAAAACAACACCGUGUGAACGCCUCGCUGGAGUUACGAUGUCAUACGUAGGCAACCUCCAGGCCGCAGCUGGAGAGGAGAAAAGGCCAAAGUCACCUCUGAACUGUCCCCUCCCUGCACCCAUACCCUUGCUCCCCCAAGCCUUGGGCCACAGCCUUCCUUAGUACCUCUACCUGGAAGCCUGGUUCUCUAAGGAUGCUUGGGGAUGUGAACUCCCCCAAUCACUUUCCCAUGUGACCCCCCCCCACAAAAAAAAAAAAAAAACAAAGCAAAACAAUUCCUCAAA